AUGAAGUUUCCUAGUCAGCUUACUACAAUCCCUAAUAAAGAAGAUCUCCUAAAGCAAUAUGUUGGACAAAAGAUCUCUGAUCUUCCUACUCCGUCGUUCAUCGUAGACCGCGGAAAGUUCAAAGUCAAUGCCGAUAAGAUGUUGGCUAAUCUGAAAAAUUUGAAGGCUGAUUUCCGUGCUCAUAUUAAGACGCAUAAGACCGUAGAAGGUACCUUACUUCAAUUGGGAAAUGGAGGUACAGAUAAGUUAGUUGUUUCAACUCUAAGCGAAGCAUGGUCAAUUGUUCCUUUAGCAGAAAGAGGUCUAGUGAAAGACGUUCUCUUCAGUUUACCUGUCGUUGAAUCCAGACUCUCCGAGAUAGUGGAAAUUUCCAAACAUUUCGACCAUUUUCGUCUUAUGCUCGAUAAUGAAGCGCAGCUUGACAUUCUAAAUGAGUAUUCAAGCCUUCAUGGUUUAAAGAAAAAGUGGUCUAUUUUCAUUAAAAUUGAUAUGGGAACUAAACGUGCAGGUUUAGUAAACGAUUCUGAAUACUUAUCUAAAACGCUAGAAAGGGCCAUAAAGUAUAAGUCAACUAUUGAAAUAUAUGGUUUUUAUUGUCAUGCAGGGCAUUCUUAUCUGUCGAAAUCUGAAGGAGCUGCGAAGGACUUCUUGCUUCAAGAAAUAGUGCAUGCGAACUGCGCCGCAUCGGCUGCAUUGAAAAUUGAUCCAACGUUAAAGUUGCAAAUAUCAGUUGGAGCAACGCCAACAGCUCAUGCUUCUGAGAUAUUGAAAAUGGAAGAAGUAGAAGCACAAAUUGGUGGUAAGUCAUUACUGGGAAAAUUAGAAUUGCACGCCGGUAACUAUCCGUUCUGCGAUUUGCAACAAGUCAGUACAGGCUGUGUUACCAAUGACGAUGUUUCUAUUCUGGUAAUUGCUGAUGUUAUCUCUACUUAUCCGCAAAGAGGUGACAAGGCUCCUGGUGAGCAGCUUAUCAAUGCGGGAGUUAUAGCUUUGGCAAGAGAAUCUGGUCCUUUACCUGGGCAUGGAAGAAUAGUGCAACCGAAAGGAUUUGAAAAUUGGAUCGUUGGCAGAUUGAGCCAAGAACAUGGGAUUUUGGUUCCGUUGGAUGGCGAAGAGAAGACGGAGUUUAUCCCAAUUGGUACAAGGGUUUCGAUUAUCCCACAACAUUCGUGUAUAACAGCAGCAUCUUAUCCUUGGUACUUUGUAGUUGAAGGUAGUGACUUGGUAGUUGAUAUCUGGGUUCCUCACAGAGGUUGGUAG
This is a messenger RNA of Dujonia railenensis, 1260 nucleotides long. Lineage: Eukaryota; Fungi; Ascomycota; Pichiomycetes; Serinales; Debaryomycetaceae. The record is from the annotation of a GenBank genome assembly.